Molecule: messenger RNA, 1908 nt
Organism: Prunus armeniaca (apricot)
Lineage: Eukaryota; Viridiplantae; Streptophyta; Magnoliopsida; Rosales; Rosaceae
Source: the annotation of a GenBank genome assembly
AUGGAGGAAGUCUGCGAGGGCAAAGACUUCUCCUUCCCCAAGCAAGAGGACACCAUUCUCAAUCUGUGGUCCGAAAUCAAGGCGUUCGAAACUCAGUUGGCUCGCACUGAGGGCCUGCCCGAGUACGUCUUCUAUGACGGUCCUCCAUUCGCCACGGGCCUCCCACACUAUGGCCACAUAUUGGCCGGCACCAUCAAAGAUAUCAUUACUCGAUUUUUCUCGAUGACCGGCCACCACGUCAUCCGCCGCUUCGGCUGGGAUUGCCAUGGCCUGCCCGUCGAGAACGAGAUUGAUCGGAUGCUCGGCAUCAAGCGCCGAGACGAUGUGCUGAAGAUGGGGAUUGAUAAGUAUAAUGAGAAGUGUAGGGGCAUUGUUACUAGGUACGUGGAGGAGUGGGAGAAGGUUAUUACGCGAACUGGGCGCUGGAUUGAUUUCAAAAACGAUUAUAAGACCAUGGACUUGAAGUUUAUGGAGAGUGUUUGGUGGGUUUUUGCUCAGUUAUUUCAAAAGGGUCUUGUUUAUAAAGGCUUCAAGGUCAUGCCAUACAGUACUGGCUGCAAGACACCGCUCUCCAAUUUUGAGGCCGGUCAAGAAUAUAGGGAUGUUCCUGAUCCUGAAAUUAUGGUGGCUUUUCCAAUUGUCGGAGAUCUGCAAAAGGCUAAUUUUGUGGCUUGGACAACCACUCCAUGGACCCUUCCUAGCAAUUUAGCCCUAUGUGUCAAUGCAAAUUUCACUUACGUGAAGGUUCGCAACAAGUACUCCGGAAAAGUAUAUGUUGUUGCUGAAUCUCGGUUGUCAGCUCUUCCGAGUGAUAAACCAAAAGAAAAUGUUGCAAAUGGAUCUGUUGAUGAUUCAAAAAAGCUCAAUUCCAAGACCAAGGGAUCCUCAGGUGGGAAAAAAGAAACUGUUGAUACUUCAUAUGAAGUAUUGGAGAAAGUCUCUGGGGCUUCAUUAGUGGGAAAGAAGUAUGAACCACUGUUUGACUACUUUAAGGAGUUCUCUGAUGUGGCAUUCAGAGUUGUUGCCGAUAACUACGUAACUGAUGACAGUGGUACUGGUGUUGUUCAUUGUGCUCCUGCAUUUGGUGAAGAUGAUUAUCGUGUUUGCCUGGAAAAUAAAGUAAUCAAUAAGGGAGAGAACUUGAUCGUAGCGGUUGAUGAUGAUGGAUGCUUCACGGAAAGAAUUACCGACUUCAGUGGGCGCUAUGUCAAGGAUGCGGAUAAAGCCAUUAGUGAAGCAGUGAAGGCAAACGGAAGGCUAGUGAAGUCUGGAACCUUUACUCACUCUUAUCCUUUUUGCUGGAGAUCUAAAACUCCACUCAUUUACAGAGCUGUUCCAAGCUGGUUUAUCCGAGUGGAGCAGUUAAAAGAAAAAUUGUUAGAAAACAACACGCAGACUUACUGGGUUCCUGAUUUUGUGAAGGAAAAACGCUUCCACAAUUGGUUGGAAAAUGCAAGAGAUUGGGCAGUUAGUCGAAGUAGAUUUUGGGGCACUCCGCUUCCUGUGUGGAUCAGUGAGGAUGGUGAGGAAAUAGUCGUCAUGGAUUCUAUUGAGAAGCUGGAAAAGCUUUCUGGUGUGAAGGUUUUCGAUCUGCACCGCCACAACAUUGAUAAUAUCACUAUUCCUUCUAGCCGUGGUCCUGAAUAUGGCGUUCUUCGACGUAUAGAUGAUGUGUUUGAUUGUUGGUUUGAGAGUGGGUCCAUGCCUUAUGCUUAUAUCCACUAUCCAUUCGAAAAUGUAGAACUUUUUGAGAAAAAUUUUCCUGGGCAUUUUGUGGCUGAAGGGCUAGAUCAGACUCGUGGAUGGUUCUACACUCUUAUGGUGUUAUCUACUGCAUUAUUUGGAAAACCUGCUUUUAGGAACCUCAUUUGCAAUGGACUCGUCCUUGCCGAGGAUGGAAAAAAAUGA